GUUUCUGCCUAUCCACCACCAAAUCAACCUUCCAACAACAUUCCUUGAGAUUCACUCAUUACUCUUUUAGCCCUUCAAUAUCUUCCAUCUUCUUCUCCUUCUUCUUCUUCAUCAACUUCUGCAGCAAAUCUGAGUAUAGCAAUGGCGAAUUCACGCAUUGCCAGGUUCAUCAUGGAGGUGGCUCCACCACAGUAUGUGACUGUGAUGAGGCAUAGAACUUCCAAGAUGUCGUUGGAUACGAUUACUGAAGAGGACCAGAGGGAAAUCGGAAGUCCCAACAACGAUCAUCGUUCUCAUGAUUCAUCAUCAUCCACUUCUUCAUCCUUAUUCCCUAAAGCUUCAUCAUCCGCUUCAGCAUCUUCAUCAUCAGUUUCAAUUCCAAGUGCUGAUAGCAAGUACUUCCUCAAGGAGGUUCAUAGAUCCCUCUCCAAUUUGAACCACUGAGAUGAUAAAAUCCAGUGAGAAACUUCUGGAAGAAGAUGAUCCGGCAGAGAGAUUCAUAUCGCAAUCCAAAUCCUCGCAAAGGAGAGUUUCUGAACUUUUUCUUUAAUGAAAAGAAAGAGCUAGUACUUUAUGUUCAGCCUUCUUUGUAUAUAUAAGACAAAAAUUUUCUCUCCGACAUAAAGUAUGAAUUCUCCAGUACUUGCCUUUUUAUUUCAGAAAACUUAUCAGGAACUCUUUACUUCAGUGGAUCUCCCAAAUAAUAAUAAUGUACUUGGUGGCCUUUUUUUUUUUU
Messenger RNA from Neltuma alba, 736 nucleotides. RefSeq lists its product as uncharacterized. Bases 142 to 444 code for a protein of 100 amino acids. The transcript has a single exon. The record is from RefSeq and is a predicted model, not a curated record. Lineage: Eukaryota; Viridiplantae; Streptophyta; Magnoliopsida; Fabales; Fabaceae.